AGUUCUCACUAUGAGGUACUUAAAGCACAGACCUUGCUGAGCAAGACCUUGUAGAGUUUCUCCUUGAGUGAAAGCAUCCCCUCAGGCUUCAACAUGAAGACUACUAUUCUUCUGCUUACUGUUGUCCUCAUAGCUGUGUUGCCAGAGUGUCAGAUGGCCAAGUUUGGUCAGCUGUGUAGCGGAAAUUCCAGUAACAGGAGGAGGACAGGGGACAAAUGGGGACAAGGACACUACGGAGCAAGCAGAACAAAAAAUGUGCAUGAGGGCAUUGACAUCAUGUGUAACGACGGGGCCACAGUGUACGCUCCAUUUGACGUGACACUCAAAGGCAAAGUGAUAGUGUACAAAGACCCGAAGAAGGCAGCCAUCAACGAUGGGAUCAACCUCAGUGGGGAGGGUCUGUGCUUUAAGCUGUUCUACGUGAAGCCUGACAGUUACUCUGGGGUGGUGAAGAAGGGCCAGAGGAUUGGGACACUGCUCCCCAUGCAGAGUGUCUACCCAGGAACCACUUCUCACGUCCACGUCCAGAUGUGUGACAAGUCCGACCCCACCAAGUACUUCUGAUUGAUUGGUUAAAUAAAUACUCAAAAUUAGCACAAUGAUAGACCUUA
Molecule: messenger RNA, 611 nt
Organism: Salvelinus namaycush (lake trout)
Lineage: Eukaryota; Metazoa; Chordata; Actinopteri; Salmoniformes; Salmonidae
Product: leukocyte cell-derived chemotaxin-2-like
Exons: 4
Coding region: 94-564 (156 amino acids)
Source: RefSeq, a predicted model, not a curated record